AUCUUUUAUAUACAUUUGGAUCAAAUAAUUGCCUUUGCUGCUAGUUUUUAAAAUUUUGGUAUUAUCAGCGUCUGUUACACAUUAUAGAAUGCAAUCAAUGAGAUCAUUAAUACGCUGCCUGAAGGAGAGAGUGAUUUUGAAGCCGGUCUGUCGGUUUACAAGCAACAGUCUACCGAACCCCAUACUGGUGGACAUGGACGAACAGGAGGAUGUGGAGCCUGAAGAGGAUUUAGGUAUACAUCCAGUGUAUCCCAUAUUGGGCAAUCGCUUUUCCGAUCUAUUCUAUAUGCCUCAAAGUGUGGGUCCGGCCUAUCAGGAUCUUGUAACGACUGCCGAUCAAUUCGAUUUGACCAAAUAUCAAGAAUCAGUUGGCUGGAAUGGCAUUAAGCCAAUCAGAGCCCAAGUGGUGCGAUGUCCCAAACUGCUCCUACCACAUAUGAAACGACUGUUUGUGAUUCCCAGCUCAAAGCUAAACGAACCGGUUAACUUUAGCAUAUUCAAUCUAUAUUUCGACAGUGAUGUGAAUAGUGCCAUUAAGUCAUUUGUCCUCAUCGCCUCUCAAUAUUCAGUCGAAUUCAUGCAGGAUGGCUAUUGGUCGGACUUUGUCAAUCCAUUCACUGGACGUGCUUAUUUUCGACCCGCUGCCCGUCGAAAGCUGAACAAUGAAGCUCGUUCUCUGGGUCACAAUAUGAUAUUUAAGGAAGUCCAUGGCUGCACCGUCAUUAAGGAGGCCAAAAGAUGCACUUUUGCUGGUGCCAUUUUUAGCGAUGUGCCAGUCAGUUACUUUGAGUAAUCCUUCAUAAUUUCUUAAUCAAUGCUCUUACAUUCAUUUACUUUAACAUCUGUUUUGUCUAUGUCCUCCAAAACCUAAUUUGGUUCUUAGCCUAUAUUUCAGUUUAAUGGUUAGACUAAAUAAGUACAUACUUAUGCGUGUGAGUGUUCGCUAAAUAAAUGAUAUGUAACUUUGA
Drosophila innubila is the source of this 968-nucleotide messenger RNA. RefSeq lists its product as uncharacterized. Lineage: Eukaryota; Metazoa; Arthropoda; Insecta; Diptera; Drosophilidae. The transcript has a single exon. The coding region runs from base 89 to 793 and encodes 234 amino acids. The record is from RefSeq and is a predicted model, not a curated record. Gene Ontology annotation, biological process: cobalamin metabolic process.